CAGAGCAACAAAUUGAUUGUAUUUACUUAGCUGACAGGUUGUGAAGAUUUUGGGAAAAUUAUUGAACGUGCUUUUUAACAAUAUAGAUAGAUUAUGGAAGGGCCUCAGAGGUCUAGCAGCCAAAUUGUGAUGCAGCUGGUGAGGAUUGGCAUCGCUGCGAUCGUGACAUUCUGCUUCGCCAAAUGGUUGAUGAGCUCCAUAGAUCCGACGACUAAGGCCAAAAAGAAGGCCAAAGAGGUGGCAAAGCUGCAGAUGAGGAAGCUCAAUGCGAUGACGGACAAGGGCCGCAAAUUAAAACUGAGCGACUUCAAUUGCUAUGAGCUGAUGAUAGCCUCACAACUGGUAGCGCCAAUGGACAUUGAUGUCAGUUGGUCAGAUAUUGCCGGAUUGGAUGGGGUCAUACAGGAGCUGAGGGAGUCUGUGGUGCUGCCCGUGCGUCACAGCGAUCUCUUUCAGCGCUCGCAGCUGUGGCGGCCACCGAAAGGCGUCUUGCUCUAUGGACCGCCUGGAUGUGGCAAGACGCUGAUUGCCAAGGCGAUUGCCAAGGAGGCGAGCAUGCGCUUCAUCAAUCUGGAUGUGGGAUUGUUGGCGGACAAGUGGUACGGCGAAUCACAGAAGCUUUCCACUGCUGUAUUUACCUUGGCCCGCAAGCUGCAGCCCUGCAUUAUUUUCAUCGAUGAGAUCGAGUCGUUUUUGCGCGUGCGCACAACUGCAGAUCAUGAGGCAACGGCUAUGAUGAAGACACAGUUCAUGAUGCUGUGGGACGGGCUGAUUAGCAGCAACAGCUGCUCGGUGCUUGUGUUAGGCGCAACAAAUCGGCCACAAGAUCUGGAUAAGGCCAUAUUGCGAAGGAUGCCAGCUCAGUUUCACAUCGGACUACCGCUAGAGAACCAGCGACUAGCCAUACUUCAGAUCAUCCUGCAACAGGAGCAACUGCAUCCGGCUGUCGAUCUCAAGCGGUUGGCAAAUCUUACACCUGGCUAUUCAGGUUCCGAUCUAAAAGAGCUGUGCCGUCAUGCCAGCAUCUACCGCAUGCGGCAAUUUAUGCGCAACCUUCUAGUCAUGGAAGGCAACGCUAUCGAGGAACAGAUUGUAGACGAUAACCAGCUGGUCAUCAGCAUGGAGGAUCUAUUGAAAUCGUUGGUCAUUAUGGAUAUGUCCAAGCUGCACACUGACAACACCUAUCUGGCUAAAAAUAUCGAUCUUGACUAGUUUGUGUAACCAUAAUUGAAGAUAUUUCCGUUUGGGCAUCGCUUGUCUAUGAUUUUCAUCAUAUGCGGAAUUUGAUUAAAUUGUUUUCAAAAUUUUGGCUAACUGCUUCUAAUGCGUAUUGUCUAAUUUGUUGUCUGAAAAUUCGAAUUAAAAUUAUGAGUUUUAAUAG
Molecule: messenger RNA, 1381 nt
Organism: Drosophila grimshawi
Lineage: Eukaryota; Metazoa; Arthropoda; Insecta; Diptera; Drosophilidae
Product: outer mitochondrial transmembrane helix translocase
Exons: 1
Coding region: 94-1212 (372 amino acids)
Cellular component (GO): mitochondrial outer membrane
Molecular function (GO): ATP hydrolysis activity; ATP binding
Source: RefSeq, a predicted model, not a curated record